Molecule: messenger RNA, 2407 nt
Organism: Arabidopsis arenosa
Lineage: Eukaryota; Viridiplantae; Streptophyta; Magnoliopsida; Brassicales; Brassicaceae
Source: the annotation of a GenBank genome assembly
AUUCCAUUUCGUCGCAGGUCGUGCGCUCGAAAAACUCAACACAAAUUCAUUAUUUCGAAACAGAUCUCUUUUAAGCUUCAAAGAUCAAAACUUUAUCCGGAGAAAGAGAAUAUGAACACGAAUCACAUUCAAUCUCUGAAUCUUCUCUAAGGGAUUUGUUUUGUCUCUCUAUCUGGUCUUGAUUCUGCGGAGAGAAAUCGAUAGAAAAUGUCUAGUUACGUUGGUGUUCUUGUCUCUGAUCCAUGGUUACAAAGCCAAUUUACACAAGUGGAAUUGCGUACCCUUAAAUCUAAGUUUGUUUCGAACAAAACUCAAUUAGAGCGUUUCACUGUCGGAGAUUUACCACCUGUGUUCUCCAAGUUGAAAGCUUUUAACGGUACCAUUGAUGAGGAUGAGAUCAAAUCUGUAUUGGACAAGUCUUAUUCCAAUGCUGAUGAUGAAGUCGAUUUUGAGACCUUUCUUCGGGCCUUUUUAAGUGUGCAAGCCCGAGGAGUUGAAAAAACAGGAGGAUCUAAAGGUUCUUCUUCAUUCCUCAAAACCAGUACUACAACGGUUCAUCAUGCCAUCAAUGAAUCCGAGAAGGCUUCCUAUGUUUCCCAUAUCAAUAAUUACUUGAGAGAUGAUCCUUUCUUGAAGAGCUAUCUUCCUAUUGAUCCCGCAACAAAUGCUUUCUUUGAUCUUGUUAAAGAUGGUGUUCUUUUGUGUAAGCUUAUAAAUGUUGCUGUUCCUGGGACCAUCGAUGAACGAGCUAUCAACACAAAGAAAACGCUUAACCCAUGGGAGAGGAAUGAGAACCUUACUUUAGGUCUCAAUUCUGCCAAAGCUAUUGGCUGCACAGUGGUCAACAUUGGAACACAGGACAUAGCUGAAGGAAGACCAUAUCUCGUACUUGGGUUGAUAUCUCAGAUUAUAAAGAUCCAAAUGUUGGCUGAUCUCAAUUUUAAGAAAACGCCUUCGCUUUUUCAAUUGGUAGACGACACUCAGGAUGCGGAGGAGCUCAUGGGACUGGCUCCCGAAAAAGUUUUGCUAAAAUGGAUGAAUUUCCAUCUAAAGAAAGCUGGUUAUGAAAAGCAGGUUACAAAUUUUUCUUCUGAUGUGAAGGACGGUGAGGCAUAUGCAUAUCUGCUUAAUGCCCUUGCUCCAGAACACAGUACACAUGUGGCAUUGGAGACCAAAGACCCCACAGAAAGAGCGAAAAAGGUUCUUGAGCAGGCUGAGAAGCUGGAUUGUAAACGAUACCUUUCUCCUAAAGACAUAGUGGACGGCUCAGCAAAUCUUAACCUUGCAUUUGUGGCGCAAAUAUUUCAGCACAGGAAUGGAUUGACUGUUGACGAUUCAAAGACAUCAUUUGCUGAGAUGAUGACAGAUGAUGUGGAAACUUCACGAGAAGAGAGAUGUUUCCGCCUCUGGAUUAACAGUCUUGGCACAGCCACUUAUGUCAAUAAUGUUUUUGAGGAUCUAAGGAAUGGGUGGGUUCUUCUUGAAGUUCUCGACAAAGUUUCACCUGGCUCGGUCAACUGGAAACACGCAAAUAAACCUCCCAUAAAAAUGCCAUUCAAAAAGGUUGAGAACUGCAAUGAAGUUAUAAAGAUUGGGAAGGAACUGCGUUUUUCCCUUGUCAAUGUAGCUGGGAAUGACAUUGUGCAAGGAAAUAAGAAACUUCUUCUCGCUUUUUUGUGGCAACUAAUGAGAUAUACAAUGCUCCAACUUCUGAGGAACUUGAGAUCUCACUCGCAAGGUAAAGAAAUUACAGAUGUAGAUAUUCUUAACUGGGCGAAUAGGAAAGUGAAGAGAGGGGGCCGAACUAGUCAGGCUGAUAGCUUCAGGGACAAGAAUCUGUCAAGUGGAAUGUUCUUUCUGGAACUUCUUAGUGCGGUAGAGCCAAGAGUUGUCAACUGGAGCCUCGUUACCAAUGGAGAAACAGAGGAAGAUAAGAAGUUGAAUGCCACAUACAUCAUCAGUGUGGCAAGAAAGCUCGGAUGCUCCAUAUUCUUGUUGCCUGAGGAUAUCAUAGAGGUGAACCAGAAGAUGAUGCUUAUUUUGGCAGCCAGCAUCAUGUACUGGAGCCUCCAACAACAAUCAGACACAGAGUCUACUGUCUCAGAAGACGCCACUGAUGAUGGCGACGCAAACUCUGUUGCUGGUGAAAUCUCCAAUUUGUCCAUUGAUGGGGCUUCUGAGUCCAGUCCCACUGUCCAAGACCAAGAAUUGCUGACGAAGGCAGAGAAGGAUGAGGAUGAGGUUGAUGGUGAGAAUAAUAAAGAUGCAUAACGCGUUUGAAUUUGAUCAUUGUUUUUGGUUUAUUGCGUGAAGUUUUGAGCAUUGAAGUUUUGAUUGGCACAAAGGAAACCCAAAGAAAGAAAGAAGAACAAGGUUUGAUGUAUACAAACAAAGAGGGUUUUGGUAC